Molecule: messenger RNA, 960 nt
Organism: Sorex araneus (European shrew)
Lineage: Eukaryota; Metazoa; Chordata; Mammalia; Eulipotyphla; Soricidae
Product: olfactory receptor 7D4-like
Exons: 1
Coding region: 1-960 (319 amino acids)
Biological process (GO): G protein-coupled receptor signaling pathway
Cellular component (GO): membrane
Molecular function (GO): olfactory receptor activity; G protein-coupled receptor activity
Source: RefSeq, a predicted model, not a curated record
AUGGAAGCAGAAAACCAGUCCAAGGUCCCCCAGUUCCUCCUCCUGGGACUCUCUGAGGAUCCGGACCUGCAGCCCCUCCUCUUCGGUGUCUUCCUGUCCAUGUACCUGACCACGGUCUUGGGGAACCUGCUCAUCGUCCUGGCCGUCGGCUCCGACUCUCGCCUGCACACGCCCAUGUACUUCUUCCUCUCCAACCUGUCCCUGGUGGACAUCUGCCUAACUACCACCCUCGUGCCCAGGAUGCUGGCGAGCAUCCGGGCCCGGAGCCCCGCCAUCUCCUACGCGGGCUGCCUCACGCAGGUCUACUUCUUCAUGAUUUUCGCUGGGAUGGACACUCUGCUGCUGAGCAUCAUGGCCUACGACCGCUUCGUGGCCAUCUGCCACCCCCUGCACUACACGGUCAUCAUGAACCCCGGGCUCUGCGGGCUGCUGCUGCUGUGCUGCUGGGGCCUCAUUUUCGCCAUCUCCCUGACCAACAUCAUCCCCAUGGCGAGGCUGACCUUCUGCCCGGCCACUCGGCUGCCGCAUUUCUUCUGCGAGGUGGCGCAGCUGCUCAAGGUGGCCUGCUCGGACCCACUGGUCAGCAUCGUCUGCAUGUACGUGUCGGCAGGUAUUCUGGGCAUCGUGCCCCUGGCCGGCAUCCUCUGCUCCUAUGGUCACAUCGUCGUGUCCCUGAUACGCAUGUCCUCAGCGGGGGGCCGGGCCAAGGCCUUCUCCACCUGCAGCUCACACCUCUCCGUGGUGGCCUUGUUCUAUGGCACGGGCCUCUGGGUCUACCUGGCAUCUGUCGUGAGCCCCACAACGGAGAGGAUUGCGAUGGCCUCGGUGAUGUACACUGUGGUCACCCCCAUGCUUAACCCCUUCAUCUACACCCUGAGGAACAGGGAUGUCCAAGGGGCGCUGGGCCGUCUCCUCAGCCGAGCCGACCCUUACCAAGCUCUUGGGCUCAGAAGUAGCUAA